Bolinopsis microptera is the source of this 1038-nucleotide messenger RNA. RefSeq lists its product as uncharacterized. The transcript has a single exon. The annotation marks the transcript as partial. NCBI's taxonomy places the organism in Eukaryota, Metazoa, Ctenophora, Tentaculata, Lobata, Bolinopsidae. The record is from RefSeq and is a predicted model, not a curated record.
AUGUUCAGUGUUUUAUCAUCAACAAGUUUGACAGAUAUUCGGGUAAGUAGCUGGAACACCCCUAUAAUUUCUUCUCUUGUUGAUACGGGUAGACCAGAUAACACAGCAGAACCUACAUUUAGUAAAACCAAAACGACGUCGAGUGGGGGAAGUUUGUCGUUGUCGUCUUCCCUGGACAGAUCGUCGUCGGUGUCAUCGUCGACCACCAAGAAAAACGUGGAUGGAGGUGGUGGAGCAAAAGGUGGUGAUAAUGAAACCACGAGCUCUUCCUCUUCGGUUUUAUCAUCCAUCCCGACUGCAACGCCAACGACAGCAACAAGAACUGUCAGCAGUUCGUUUUCAACAUCGUAUGUGACAAUUUCGUCGUCGCCCAGUUUGAGGACGAAUACCGGCAUGACGGAAACGUCUGCCGAACCGACGUCCACCAAAUUUUCGUCAUCAAAGACAGACAGUUCGUCUGUUACGAGCGGUAAGAGUGAAACAUCCUCGACAUCUUCCACUGAUCAGGUGACAGACACGCGGGUGGAACCUGUCACGGGAAGCAGCCGAAAACCUGUCAGCACCUCAUCAGAACCAACGAUCAAGCUUACAGACAGAUCAACAUCUUCGCCAUCGCUGCCAUCAAUACCGACAACUACUCCGAUGACAAUGUCGUCGUCAUCAAUGGGAUCUUCGGUCACUGACAGGACGUCAUCAUACACCAAAACGUCGUCCUCAGAAGGGUCUUCGAUCAGACUGGAAUCCACGUCGUCAGCUGGAACAUCCUUGACCAUCAGUUCGGAAACAGCAUCUUCUGAAUCAGGAAUAUCUUCAAGCAGGAGCGAUAUUUCGAGUAGCCAGAGUUUGGAGACUUCCUCAAUGUCGUCGUCUUUGGAGAAGUCGUCCUCGACAGGAGAGAGCUCGAGCAGUUCAGGUGUUUCAAUGUCACCCGUCCCUACUGCGACCCCUACGACUGUGACCAUGUCCGAGAGCUCAUUUUCGACAUCGUAUCUUACCCUGUCUCCGACACUAACUUUGACGCCAAGUACAACCAUGGCA